AAAACGAAGCUGCAGCCCGCGCGCCUGGACGGCCGUUGGUGGGAUCGAGUCAGCGCCGGUUGAAAAGAGGCGGGAGGCCGGAGCAAAGGUGCUAUAGCGGAUGUUUGGGCGGGAGGCCGUUUGUUUCUGUCUGUCCCCAGUGCAUUAGGAGCUAAACCCUGUCGGUGGUUUAGCGGAGUAUGAAAUGAAUGGAACACUAAUCCCAAACACACCUUUUGCUGUGGAUUUCUGGCAGAUUCGGAAAUGCAGCCACGUCCGUUUGUUUUUCCUCUCCCACUUGCACAGUGAUCAUACAUCUGGUCUUUCUUCUACCUGGAGCAGAUCCAUAUACUGCUCUCCCAUUACUGCUAAGUUGUUACGAUGGAAGUUUCAGGUCGAGGAAACAUUGAUCCACCCACUCGAUGUAGGAGAAAGUCACCUCUUGUAUCUUGAUGAAGUUGGAAAAGAGACCAUGACCGUGACUUUGAUUGACAGCAAUCACUGCCCUGGUUCUGUCAUGUUUCUGUUUGAUGGAUACUUUGGUUCCAUUCUAUACACAGCGGAUUUCCGUUACACACCCACCAUGUUCUGCAGCUUGCCAUUGAGCACAAGGAAAAAAAUAGAUGCUCUAUACCUGGACAAUACAAAUUGUGAUCCUGAGUCAGUGCUGCCUUCCCGUCACGAAGCAACCGAACAGAUCAAAGAAAUAAUCAACAGUCACCCAGGACAUGAUAUUGUAAUUGGUCUCUAUAACUUGGGGAAAGAAUCCUUAUUAGUAGAGUUGGCCCUGACCUUUAAAACUUGGAUAGUAGUGAGUCCUCGAAGACUUGAGAUGUUUCAACUGCUGAAACUGAGCGAUGUGUUCACUUCAGAGGUGGGGACUGGAAGAAUCCAAGUGGUAGAUCAGAACGAAAUUAAUCGAUUUAAUAUGAUUAAGUGGAAUCAGCUCCAUCCCACGAUUGCUAUUGUCCCUACAAGCCGCAGAUUCAAAGUCUCGCACAAAGAUAUUCAUGUGGUUCCUUAUUCGGAUCAUUCCUCCUUUCAGGAGUUGCAAGAAUUUGUGUCCAGACUGGAGCCUUGUUCCAUUAUGCCCAUAGUAAAAAGAAAGCCGUGUCAAGUAUACUUCUCCCAGUAUCUUAGUUCAAAUGAUGAGUCGCAGGUAAUCCAAAUUCCAGAAACAGUAGAAAGAUAUAUGAAGAUGAAUUUGAAACACAAUGAUAUGCUGCCUCGUCAGUUCUUGAAACCCAGAGCUCUGGAUAUUCCUCGCGGUGUAGUGUUUGAGGCACCACAACUUGACUGCAUUGGAGAAGAACUGAGUUGUAACAACAAUGAGCAGGAAAUUUAUAAACAGUUGAAUACUGGCAACAAGCAGUUGUCAGAAAUAUAUAUUUGCCAAGACUGGAAUGAAGGCAACAGUCCAAACAGAGAAGGACAGAGUUCUGAAUUCAAUAAAGAUAUAGUUUUUGAAAAACAGUCUAACAAAGAACACAGCUUAUUAAAGCAAAACAUCAAAGUUCCCUUGCCCACAGAACAGAAAUCCAGUUUAUGCUUAUUGGAUGUUCCAGAAUACUUAAAGAUAAGAAAUCCAUUAAUGCUGAAAAAAUGGCAUCAUGGGAAAUCUCCAUAUUAUCAUUUAGGAAAGCAAUCAAUAAGAAACUUUAACCCAGCCUUUGCAAAAUCAUCAAGACCUUCGCAAUUGCCAGGAAGAAGCACAAAAUCAUCAUUUGUAACAAUCAAAUCUUUUUUCGAGUCAAGAAUUUGUAAGGACCAACGGAAUGCAGGGCAAAUCAAAUCUGAAGAAUUGGAGUGUGUUUCAAUUGUGCCAAGUAGUAGCACCUCUAAACUCAAACCCAGUUUUACUGAUACAAGCCAGAGUCAACGUUAUGCAAGCCUGAAAUCUUUUGAUGCUGUUGUUGAACAAUAUUUUAAGAGGAGGCAUAAACUAACUGCGAGAAACCCAUUGAACUAGAACACGAGAACAGCUGCAUUAUAAUGGCUAAUGUAGGUUUGAAAUGAUUUUUAACAACUAGCACUUUAUGAACGUACAGUUAUUCCUCAUUCACAGCGUCGGGGAACUUCCCAAUGGUUUGUGUGGCUAGUAUGUUAAAUAUAGCUUUUGAAAUGUCUCAAGAAGAGCAGUCCAGUAUUUCAAAACUGACAGAUUGUUCAAGAAAGUUUGAGCAUCUUUCCAUUCAUUAAAUCUUAUAAGUACUCUUGUAAAUGUGACCACUUUAGAGCAUAACUCUGCUUCCCAUUCCAUCUUAUCCACUUAUCAUUUCUCAAGGUGACUAUGUAAAGACAUUUAGGUAUAUAAAGAGGGAAAUGAAGCCUAAUGUAUUCCAUUUGUAUCAUUAUUUCCCUUGCACACUGUGCCAACAUACUGAUGUCAUGUAUAAUGGUGAAAUUAUAAUGGGUUUUAAAUUUGAGUUUGUCAUCAGAAA
Messenger RNA from Amblyraja radiata (thorny skate), 2420 nucleotides. It is a transcript of the gene dclre1b, whose product is annotated as DNA cross-link repair 1B. Lineage: Eukaryota; Metazoa; Chordata; Chondrichthyes; Rajiformes; Rajidae. Gene Ontology annotation, biological process: double-strand break repair via nonhomologous end joining; telomere maintenance; interstrand cross-link repair. The transcript is spliced from 5 exons. The record is from RefSeq and is a predicted model, not a curated record. Gene Ontology annotation, molecular function: damaged DNA binding; 5'-3' DNA exonuclease activity. Bases 185 to 1948 code for a protein of 587 amino acids.